CUGAAUUUUCAUGGCCGUCAUCUGUACUUCUUAAAAGCAUUUUUAUCCGGCGUGAGAGUUCUAAAGAGGCGAAGAAUUCUCUGAUUUUCUCUGUUUAUAAUCGCAGAACUCGAUCAUGGCAGCACAAUUUUUGAACAGGCUUGGACAACUUGGUUUGGGUGUUGCUAUUGCUGGAGGUGUUGUCAAUUCUGCUCUAUACAAUGUUGAUGGUGGUCACAGAGCGGUAAUUUUUGACCGAUUUGCUGGUAUCAAGAAUCAAGUGUCAGGAGAGGGAACACAUUUUUUCAUCCCCUGGGUGCAGAGACCUAUAAUUUUUGAUAUCAGGUCUAGGCCUCGAAACAUACCUGUCAUCACUGGAAGCAAAGACUUGCAGAAUGUCAACAUCACACUCCGUAUCCUGUUCAGACCGAUCCCCGACCAACUUCCACGCAUCUACACAAUUCUUGGCGUUGACUACGACGAGAGAGUUUUGCCUUCCAUCACCAAUGAAGUGCUCAAAGCCGUUGUUGCCCAAUACGACGCCGGAGAACUGAUUACUCAGCGUGAAAUUGUGUCAAAGAAAGUCUCUGAUGAUUUGACCAGGAGAGCCGAGCAGUUCGGUGUCAUCCUAGAUGACAUUUCUAUUACCCAUCUGACUUUUGGAAAAGAAUUCACCAUGGCCGUUGAGUUGAAGCAGGUUGCACAGCAAGAGGCAGAACGUGCCCGAUUCCUUGUUGAAAAGGCUGAGCAGCAGAAGAAGGCGGCCGUCAUUUCGGCUGAGGGUGACGCUCAGGCUGCCAUCCUUUUGGCCAAGGCCUUCGGAGAGGCUGGUGAAGGCUUGGUGGAGUUGAGGCGCAUCGAAGCAGGCGAGGACAUUGCCUACCAGCUGGCCAGAUCGAGGAACAUUGUUUACUUGCCUCCAGGCCAAGGCACCCUGCUGACCCUGCCUCCCAUCCAGUAAAAUCGCAAUGUAAAUAAAACGUAGGGCAUCCAAGAUUUGGAGCCUCGAUUGUUACUAUUUUGGGGCGCCAGGCUUAGUCAUUGAUAUCAUUUAUGAAAAAUACUUCAUCAGAGAGAGAUCGGCCAUGUUGUAUGCAUUUGAUUUUGGAAUAAAAGAAUGCUGAAUUAUAUUCAUUUCCAGCAAAAAAAAAAAGUAGAUGA
Neocloeon triangulifer is the source of this 1140-nucleotide messenger RNA. RefSeq names its product protein l(2)37Cc (gene Phb1). Lineage: Eukaryota; Metazoa; Arthropoda; Insecta; Ephemeroptera; Baetidae. Bases 116 to 940 code for a protein of 274 amino acids. Gene Ontology annotation, cellular component: membrane; mitochondrion. Gene Ontology annotation, biological process: mitochondrion organization. The record is from RefSeq and is a predicted model, not a curated record. The transcript has 6 exons.